Messenger RNA from Striga hermonthica, 1422 nucleotides. The record is from the annotation of a GenBank genome assembly. NCBI's taxonomy places the organism in Eukaryota, Viridiplantae, Streptophyta, Magnoliopsida, Lamiales, Orobanchaceae.
AUGUCUGCCCCUAAGGAUGUCCAGUUCACCUUGAAAGUCAUGAUAAAUAGAGAUAAAACUAAGGUCCUCUUUGCAGAGGCAGACGGCGAUUUUUUCGACGUUUUAUUGAGCUUCCUGACAUUGCCAUUGGGAAAGAUCGCGAAAAUCAUCGUGGAACACUAUGGAGACGACAAGCCCGCUGUUGGGAGCUUGACCUCUUUGUACAAUGGCCUUGUCAAUCUUGAUGUUGUCCAUUUUCAUUCAGAGACCAGUAAACAAAUGCUGCUAAACCCGAGAAGCGUGUUUGAAAAAGAAUGCUGUAAGCUGAAGCUGAAUCUUAGUGAUUCCGAGCCCACCAAGUACUUUACAUGCGGACAGUCGUUCAGUAAAAAACACAAUUUCAGCAUGUACUAUGAUACUGUUAAAUGUGAUUGUGGGAAAUCUAUGAGUACUGAAACAGUAUUUUUAUCAUCUGAGGCUGCUGAAGAUGGCGAUGAUCGAGCUUUUUGCAAGAAAGGUGCUUCCUUUAUAAUUGGUGAUGAUAUGCGGGUGGUGCCUAAUGUGGCAGGGUCGGUCUUGAGGACUCUAGCGGAACUUGGUAUUAGGGACACCAAAGGGGCUGAGAUGAGGAAUGUGACAUUCGGAUAUAAUGAGACUAUAGAUUUGCUGAAAGGCAUUCUCGUUUCACGGACUCCUUUGACCGAUGUCAUAAUCGGCAAAGCUGUCAGUAAUUCCGGAGUUUUCAUACCAAAGACAGAAGAAGCAACUGUUUCCAACUCUCAGAAGCUGAUGAUAUUGAAGGUCAUGAAACAAAAAUCUUCACAAAAGUUAUUGUUCGCGCAAGCAGAUGACGAUUUUGCUGAUUUUCUCUUUAGUUUGCUCAUGAUCCCACUCGGUGGAGCUUUGUCACUCCUGGGGACCAACACUGGUGUUACAAGUUUAGACAAUUUCUACUUGAGUGUACAAAAUAUUAAUGGUGACAAGUUCUUGACUAAAGACAGGACCAAAUUUCGGAAAACCGAACUGCCAAUCGGGUAUAUGUCGCCAAACCAACUUCUCCCUCUAACCGAUGGAGGACAUGCUGAACUUCGUUAUGUUAGAGCCUCGGAAACUUAUCGGUGUUAUUUGUCUCCUUCAACCAUGACAUAUAGGCCGUCUACUUUGCUUCGUCUCAAGUCUCCAAAAGGCAAUGGGAAUUACGUGAAGGGGCCAACAAUGUACAUGGUGACCGAUGAUUUAACCGUGACUCCAUUGUGUGUGACCUCAAGCCUUUCUAUUUUGGACCGACUGGGAAUUCCAUUGUCUGAUGUGGAAGAGUUGGAGCUUAACAUUGGAUUGGAAGAGGCUCUGAGCAUUUUGAAGGCAUCUCUCACCUCGACUUCGGUGCUGACCAAUGGCCUUUUCGAACCAUCAAUAAGAAAGUGUGUGAAACAAGAACAGUGA